Molecule: messenger RNA, 558 nt
Organism: Knipowitschia caucasica
Lineage: Eukaryota; Metazoa; Chordata; Actinopteri; Gobiiformes; Gobiidae
Source: the annotation of a GenBank genome assembly
AUGUCGCAGGUGGACUACAAAUGCGACCUGUCCAUUAUUAGUGACGCAUUUCCUUUCUGCCCCCUGGAUUUACCCCCCCUCCCGCUUACACACACCAACAAACACGCGAUACUGAGGUUCCGCUGCUCUCCUGCUCUCUCCCGGUCAACUUGGACAUAUCACCGCUUCUUCUUCAACAAGGUGGAAUAUAUUUUUGCAGAGAAACGCGCCGUGCAUCAUCUCCUCUGGAGCCGGGGAGCUUUGAAAUGCCCCAGUGGAUCAUCUAAAGGUGUGAACAAAAGCAGACGUCCAAGGCUGCAGUUCUUCCUGCAAUACGACGACAGCCGCACAGCUUUUGUCACUCAGAAGGAAUGCAUUCUGUCACUGGAGACAACCACCAACAACCCUGCGGUUAUUGGGAUCGGCAACAACCGUAAUGUUUUCCUCAACGCAGUGGUUCUCAACAGGGCCCAGAUUCUGUGCUGUGCAGUGGGGUCAUGGAUCGUCUGGAGCAUGAUCCUUGUGCCCUCAGAAGCUGACCUCCUGCAACAGAGGAAGACUGUUCCCUCAGCCUCAUGA